AUGGCUUAUACUGCUGAAGAAAAAGCUGCAAUGGCAGCUCGAAAUGAUCCAGAACAAGACCAGGAAUCCCUGGCAGAAGGAGCAUCAAUUCCAAGCUCUGCAAACCAAACCAAUGAACUUCAUGAUCCUAAUUUCAAAUCCGAAACCUUCCUUCAUACUCUGGGCAAAACAGCUCAAGAGAGACAUGAAUCUAUACUUGCAAAUCGACAUGAAAAGGCUGAAUGGAAUGUUGAAACCUUUGACGAAUUCCAGAAACUAUCUGUCGCCAACCAGAAAAUGGCAUGGACUUUGCACAAGAACAUUCUUCGGGACUAUUUGGCCCUAGCAGAGGACUCAAAUUCGAUACUGGCUGAAAAGGAUGAUGCCAUUCUCCAGUUACAGGAACUGAUCCAGAGCAACGAGCAACAAAUCACAGAGCAACAAACAAUUCAGAAAUAUCUUGAAAAGCAAACCCAACAAGCUCUGAAGAAUGAACCAGGACACCACUCUCACAGUCGACUGUCAGCUCGGAUUCCAGACCCUCCAAUCCUCCACUGGCAGUUCGACAUGUCAAUCCAAGGCUUCGACCAAACUCUACAAACAAAUUGCAGACAGCAGAAGAAAUUCUCGAACUUUUGGAAAAAGUCUUCAGUGAUCCCGAUCGAAGGCACACAGCUCAAACUGAUGUUCUGGGCUGAGUUCCAAAGGCUCACGACAGAGCUUGAUUACUCUGAAGAAACUUUGCUGGAUGACUUGCGCUUCAAAGUCAACCAACAGAUGCAGAAAGCCUUAGUGGCUGAAGUUGGAGCUACUACACUUCACGAGUUUGCAAAGAAAUGCAUGCUCAUCGACCAGAACAUUCAGCGGAUCAAGGAACAAGAAGACAAAAGGAAGCCAAAGUCAUUUUCGAACAACAUGGGCCAAACUCAAAAUCAGGGCCAGGCACUUCGAACUUCAAUCCCUCAACCUACAAUGGAUUCCAACAUGCAAAACAAGACACAGAAGCUGUAUCGACCACCGCAUCAAGAUCCAGCAAAAGAAAUGCUCAUGAAACUUGGGAAAUGCUUCAUAUGCCGACAAAAUGGACAUCGAGCUUGA
Pseudogymnoascus destructans is the source of this 1077-nucleotide messenger RNA. RefSeq lists its product as uncharacterized. Bases 1 to 1077 code for a protein of 358 amino acids. The transcript has 2 exons. Lineage: Eukaryota; Fungi; Ascomycota; Leotiomycetes; Thelebolales; Thelebolaceae. The record is from RefSeq and is a predicted model, not a curated record.